AUGUUAGACGAAGGAAACAUGGAAAAGAAACCGAUCAGCCGACAUUCUCCGGUCCCCGUGAAGACCAGUACAGGAGAUAAAAAAACAGAUAAUGCCAGAUUUCAACGUACUCCAAGACGAAAAGAUAAUGGAAUCCGUUCGUACCAAGAUGCUAAUCCCAGUAAGAAACCUCUUCCUCAAAAAACCCGGACAGCCAGUGACAAGAGACCACGGCCUCGGAGUUAUUUCAAUGACAAGCAGAGGGAUGAGGUAGCAAAUGAGAUAGUGGUGGAGUAUAACUCCUCAGUGUCUAGAAAAGAUCUGAAUCAAAUGAUCAACUUUGAUUAUGGAUUUCAUCGCAGUUCCUAUCAUGGAACUCUGCAUAGUCGGCCCCGUCGCCAUCACUUCAAAAGUUAUGCUGCAGGAGGGGUCUUCAACAAGCAACAAUAUUUGCAAGCUAAUUGCCAGUUUGUGAUGAAAGACAGUGGUGACUAUAGCAUCCAUGUUAUUGACCCAGAUCAACCAGUAGAGUGGAAUAACAUUGAACAGUUGUGCAUGUCAACACCUGAUUUGCCACUAUGCCCUAUCUGCCUGUGUCCUCCUGUGGCAGGUAAAAUCACCAAAUGUGGCCAUAUCUACUGUUGGUCAUGCAUCCUCCAUUACCUUGCUCUGUCUGAGAAGAACUGGCAUAAAUGUCCCAUUUGCAAUGAAGCUGUACAUCAAAAAGAUUUGAAAAGUGUGAAGACCAUAGAAGUUCAUCGCUACAAAGUUGGUGAUAUGAUCAAGCUAAAUUUGAUGAGGCGUGACAAAGGAAAUACAAUACCUGUGGCCAGAUCAGUUUGGAUUGGACUUCCAUCAAAACCAUUUAAUGUAAAAGAAAAUCAUAUGGCCUGUUACUCUAAGGUGGUAACUGCAACUCCUGCUGAUGUCCAAGAAUUGGUGACAGAACCAGAAACUGCACAACUUGUAAAACAAUUGGAUGAGGCUGAAGAGUCUGAGAAAUGUUUCAUUGAAUCUGCAUUGCUGCAACAAAAGGAUCGAACAUCAUUGCAACUGCCAUCCCCUAUUCACAAAGCUCAAGAACAGCAACAGCUUUCUUCAGAAUUGGAGAAUUUGACUUUAACCAAAUCUAAACUUGAUAAUUCAAAUUCUAAGACUUCAAAAUAUUAUGUUAAUGCUUUUGAUGAGAUUGCUGAGGAAGUUGGCUCUGCUCCACUUGCCUGUUUAGGUGAUCGUGACUUUAAUUAUUCAUUGGACACUGCUGCUGGUGCUGCUGAAGAGGAACAAGUAGCCUGUAUAGCAGCAGCUUCACCAGCCCCACUCACUGACUCUUGUGGCCCAACUGAUCAGGAGCUGAUGCUUACUGAGCAGGCAGCUCAGUGCCUGGAACUUCCUCAUGAUUUGGGAGAUGAAGAGGCAGGCAGAAAACGUCGACCAAAAUGUUCUCCCAAAAAUACAUUUUAUUUUUAUCAGGCGGCUGAUGGUCAGCAUAUUUACAUGCAUGCUAUUAAUGCUCGAUGCAUGGUUCAGGAAUAUGGCAGCUUGAUGAAUUGUCCAGAUGGCAUUGAGGCUACAAUUGUUGAGUUGGAAAGUGUCACCAUGACUGAGGAGUUACGUAAACGUUUACGUUAUUUGAGUCAUCUUCCUCUCAGUGCAGAAUUCAAAGUAGCUGAAUUGCUAUUAAAGCCUCCAAUAGUUUCUAAAGAGACUCUCAGAUAUUUCCGUGAUGAGAUUGAGAAACGGCGCAGAAUUCGACAAAAGAAAAAUCGGGAGGAACGUUCUCGAUCAAAGAGGAUUCAAGAAGAAGAAAACCUGAAAUAUGGAAUUUCUCCUGUUAAGAUUGUGAUGAGCUCUGCUGCUGAAAUUAAAAACCAGACUUCACAGUCUGGAUUGAAUAUUCCUGUUUUUUCAUGCACUCCUCGUCCUGUAAUGGCCAUUGACAUCGUAUCGCCAUCAACUUCUGGAGAUUCACCCAUUGCUAGUCCAUCUUCAGCUGCCUCCUCCACCAGUGAUGGCAAUCAGACAACAUCUUUUGCUCAGAUGUUGAAGUCUGGCAAGCUUCGAUCCUCUGUAGGUCCUGCCCAAGCCUCAGGGUCACUUAAACCUGAUUCUGCUCUUCGGGGUCAUCCAGCAUGUGCCUCUGACAGUGAUAUUAGUGACAAUGAAGACAAGAUUCCAGUUCCAAACUUUCAAAACUCUUUUGGUGAUGCUAUACAAACAGCAUUGGACAAUUUAGAGCAGAACAAUACAGGAACUUCUGCUAUUGCCUCAGCUGGAAAAAAGAAAAAAAAAAUGAAAAAACUCCUCUUUACUACUACAAUGGCCAGGGGAAAGUGA
Molecule: messenger RNA, 2316 nt
Organism: Acanthosepion pharaonis
Lineage: Eukaryota; Metazoa; Mollusca; Cephalopoda; Sepiida; Sepiidae
Source: the annotation of a GenBank genome assembly